This is a messenger RNA of Jatropha curcas, 1000 nucleotides long. Its product is annotated as transcription factor bHLH61. Gene Ontology annotation, cellular component: nucleus. Gene Ontology annotation, molecular function: sequence-specific DNA binding; protein dimerization activity; DNA-binding transcription factor activity. Gene Ontology annotation, biological process: regulation of DNA-templated transcription. The record is from RefSeq and is a predicted model, not a curated record. NCBI's taxonomy places the organism in Eukaryota, Viridiplantae, Streptophyta, Magnoliopsida, Malpighiales, Euphorbiaceae.
CUUUUAUAAGUUUCAGAAGUUAAAGGGCAUUGAAGUAAGUCCAGCUAGAAUGUAUAUUAUAUUUUGCUGUGAAGAAACUGAGGCAGUCAUGUGGGAAGAAAACAGGAGAAUCCUAUAGAUUUGAGAGCUUCAUAUCCUCCUUUUAUAUUAAACAGCCUCUCACAGCCUUUGCAGAGAGUUCAUAGAAGAAGAAAAGAGAAGAAGAAGAAGAGAGCAGUUGAUAAGAAAAAUAAUAGCUCAAAGAUUAUCUUUUUUUUUAAAAAAGAAAAUUAAAAAGAAAAGAUAGAGAGAAGAUAUUAACACCAUGGUUUCUAGAGAGACCAAGAGAGCAGCUCUGCAUGAGAGGCUCCAACUUCUUCGUUCCAUCACCAAUUCUCAUGCUUUGAACAAAACAUCAAUAAUAGUUGAUGCAACAAAGUACAUUGAAGGGCUAAAACACAAGGUAGAAAGACUGAAUCAAGAUAUAGCAGCUGCACAAACUUCGAGUCGCCAAACUCCAUUGCCAAUGGUUACAGUGGAAACCCUAGAAAAGGGUUUUCUAAUAAAUGCAUUCUUGGAUAGGAGUUGCCCUGGCUUGCUUGUCUCCAUAUUAGAAGCAUUUGAAGAACUGGGUCUGAUUGUUCAAGAAGCUAGGGUUUCUUGUACUGACAGUUUUCGAUUGCAAGCUGUUGGUGGACAGAAUGAAGAACAAGUAGAAAUCAUUGAUGCUCAGAUGGUGAAACAAGCAGUCUUAGAGGCUAUCAAGAACUGGAGUGAGAAUAGUACUGAUGAACAAGAUUAAUAUCAGAUUAAUCUUGUUUUAUUAAUUAUAAAUAUCCUCGUUAUUUUGAUUAAUUAAUUUCUUGUUUCUAGCUAGAUAUAAUUAACUACGGUUGCCAAUGCUGUUAAUCAAGAAUUCAAGUUAAUUAUUACAAUUCGAGAAGGCCAGUUAAUUAUCAUUUUACUGAAAGUGAAAUGAUUUAAUUAAUUAAGAGUAGAAGAAUUUCCACUGUGAAAAGCA